AUGCUCUACGGCACGAUCCUCAGGGUGCCCGGUGAUUUUUUCACCGCCCAGAGCCACCCGAACGUCAACCCGCCGUCCUUCGUCCAAGGCCUUCGACGCCUCACGCAGGCCAUCAAGCCUGUCCAGGCAUCGAGGCACCUACCUCCACAGAAGCCGUUCAUCUUCAGCGAUCUACAGAGAUGCUCUCACGUCUUUCGCCGCAUCGACGCUAUCCGGAGACCGCUGGACCCUCCAUACUCAGGGCCACACAAGGUAAUCCGGCGCAUCGACGAGCGAAACUACACUAUCGAGGUCAACGGCCAGCCCCGUACUGUCUCUACAGACACAUUAAAGCCAGCCUACCUCGAAGCAGCCGACCUGCCUAUCACCAGCAAUGACGUCGCUGCUCCUCAGCUUUCGCAACCACCCACGUCGGUUACAAACAGCCCCCAGACACAGGACCAUUCAACGCGGCCUUUGGCCGACGCAUCGACUUCCCAGCCCACACCUGGACAAACCACGAUCUUGCCCAAGGUCAAGAAGGCUAUAUCGUUCUGUCUGCACCCUGCAGACAAUACUGCAGGGGAAGUACCCGUGGCGCCAUCCACCGGCCAAAGCUCAAAUCAAGCUUCUCGGCGUAAGCAACAGCUCAUCCCGCACACGGACUAG
This is a messenger RNA of Copidosoma floridanum, 648 nucleotides long. RefSeq lists its product as uncharacterized. The record is from RefSeq and is a predicted model, not a curated record. NCBI's taxonomy places the organism in Eukaryota, Metazoa, Arthropoda, Insecta, Hymenoptera, Encyrtidae.